This is a messenger RNA of Drosophila ficusphila, 1601 nucleotides long. It is a transcript of the gene Lapsyn, whose product is annotated as leucine-rich repeat-containing protein 4C. Bases 278 to 1306 code for a protein of 342 amino acids. The record is from RefSeq and is a predicted model, not a curated record. The transcript has 7 exons. Lineage: Eukaryota; Metazoa; Arthropoda; Insecta; Diptera; Drosophilidae. Gene Ontology annotation, molecular function: protein binding.
UUGAAUUGAGCGGUUCCGGCCAACGUGAACGCUCCGUAACGGUCGCUUUAUCAGUCUCCGCCGUAAAUCUAUUUAUUUUAAUCUGAUUUUACGAAAAAAUAUACAAGUGCUUUAAAAAUAAUAUAAUAAAAUUAUUAAAAAGGUAUAAAAAAAAUAUAAAUGAUAUAAGGAUCAGUGAAGUGUGUGAAGUGAAAUAACGCUCCUGAAACUGCCUAAGGAUUAUCUUCUUCAACUUUAAAUGGGAUUAUACCUGAACACUUGAUACUUUCCAGUGAGCAUGGAACUGCAUUGGCAGCUGCUGACGUUCAUCGUGUGUCUCCAAAGUCUGCGUUCCGCUGGAUUUAUCCUGCAGGAAGAGCGCAAGUGCACCUACGGCCGGAUUGAGAAGCUGCUGCGCAUUCGAUGCUACGACUUGGACCUCAAGGAGGUGCCCCAGAACCUCAAGACCUCGGUGGAGGUUCUGGAUCUAUCGCACAAUCGCAUCAGGAAGCUGAAAAGUGGCUCGUUUCAGAAGUACACAGACAUUAAGUUUCUGAUGCUUUACGAUAACAUGAUAUUAUCGGUGGAGGUGGGAACCUUUGAGCCGCUCACCUCGCUCCAGGAAAUAGAUCUUUCGAGUAAUGGACUGACUACGAUUCCGCUGGAGCUGUUCCAGCUGCCGCGCCUGAGAAAUCUCUAUAUAGACAGCAACGAGCUGACAUCCCUGAAUCUCCAGGCGCUGGAAAAACCCGUCCGUGCGCCACUGGAGUACCUGAACAUUGCCAACUGCGAGCUGCAGGAUCUGCCCAAUCUGGGAAUAUUGCCAAAGCUCUGGCAACUGAAUGCCUCGAUGAACCCACUGCGGGACUUCAAAAUCGACAGCCUGGCGAACCUGUGCCACCUGCAGGUCAUCGAUCUGACCAAGUCGCAGCUGAGCCAGUGCGGAUGCCAGCAGGUCACAAACCAUCUCAUGAUGCUCGGCGCCAGUCCGAAGUUCGUGCCAGUUUGCAUGGAGGCGCUCGACAUCCGCGAGUGUCCACUGCCCUACAAUCGGACGAUCCACUCGGCGACAUUCGCCAGUUGCCAGACGACUGUGGAGUUGGCCGAAACGCGCAGCUUUUGGCUCUUUGGCGCUGGCUGUUUUGGAGGCGUUUGUUUUGUGCUUUUAGUUGUCAUCUUCUGCGUUGUACAUUGUCGAAGAAAACGCGCCCAACGACGACUGAGAAAUGUCCAAAGGCGAAAACCUUUUGUGAUCUCGCCCAAAAACGCCAUCAACAACCGUCAACCGGAGGACGAGCCUCUGCACUGUGAUAUUGCCCGAAAAUAGCACUUUAGUUAGUUAAUUAGUCGCUUAGUUAGGUUUAGUGGCCAGUUAUUUAUUUCCUACUUUUAAAUGUCUUAGUUAAGCCUUAGAACAACCGUCUACCUAGCGAAUUGCCGUGAAUCCCUUACCAAAAAACACCAAGAACUAAAGCUAAAAAACGCAAUCAAAGAGAAAUGCCUUGCUCAAAUGCCACCGCUUGUUUACUUGGUUAUAAAAGUAACAUAGAUUUAGUAAGCUUGCAAAAGAAUCGACUAUUUAUAACGAAUGACAAUAAAACUAUAAUUAAGAUGAAAUACAA